ACUCUGGCUCAAAUACGCAGUGGCUACUCAAUGGUCCUUCGCCAGUACCAGCACCGGCUCGACCCGUCCACACCCGACUACUGUCCCGAUUGCGGCGUUUCUCCGCAUGACUGUCAGCACCUGUUCGCCUGCAGUUCCUGGCCAGACACCCAACUCACCCCCGCGGACCUUUGGCUCAAGCCGGUCAAGGUCUCGGCUUUUCUCCGUCUCCCAACUACUCCCAUUUUGGAUUCCGGCGGGGUCCCCUGA
Molecule: messenger RNA, 249 nt
Organism: Dibothriocephalus latus
Lineage: Eukaryota; Metazoa; Platyhelminthes; Cestoda; Diphyllobothriidea; Diphyllobothriidae
Source: the annotation of a GenBank genome assembly